AUGGCGAAAUUUCUCUCCAAAGCAGUUUGGACGCAAUGUUAUCGCAUCCCUGAGCCUCCUUUGACGGAGAAAAACCUUCCCGAUCAGGAUGGCCGAGUCCAUAUCGUCACUGGUGGGUAUGCCGGUGUUGGCCGAAAAUUGUCUGCAAUCCUCUACGGAAAGGGUGCCACAGUCUAUAUUGCUGGCCGCAGCGAGCAAAAAGCCGAAGACGCCAUGAGUCAAAUCAAAGAAGAACAUGCAUCAUCCUCGGGUCAUUUGCACUUUCUACUACUAGAUCUCAAUGAUCUAUCAACCAUCAAGGCGUCCGUCCAAAACUUUUUAUCUAAAGAAACUCGCCUUGACGUUCUCGUUAAUAACGCCGGCGUGAUGUUCCCUCCAAAAGGAUCCAAAACAACCCAGGGACAUGACUUGCAAUUUGGAACGAAUAUGCUGGGACCCUUUUUGUUCACAAAGCUCUUGAUGCCAAUCAUGGUUGAAACUGCCAAAACUGCCGCCCCGGGUUCAGUCCGGGUUACCUGGGCAGCGAGCCUGGCCAUUCAAAUCUUGUCUCCAAACGGUGGUGGCCUUGUGCUGGACGAAUCUGGCGCACCUAAGAUCUUUGACAGCCAACAAACCAACUAUGGACAGACCAAAGUCGGCAAUGUUUUCUUGGCCGUCAAAACCCAGGAGCUUUUCGGCUCUCAAGGAAUCAGAAGUGUUUCUUUCAAUCCCGGCAACCUAAAGACGGAGCUUCAGCGUCAUUCUUCCGGUUUGAUGAUGAAAGUGGCCGAGCCAAUGCUCUAUCCAGCCAUCUUCGGUGCUUACACAGAGUUGUAUAGUGGCUGGAGUGAGGAAAUCGGUGCUGACAAGAGCAUCACGUACGUUAUGCCUUGGGGAAGGGACGGCACGGAUCUCGUGAGAUCCGAUAUUCAGAAGGCUAUUGGAAAUGGCUUAGCGGACAAAGUAUGGGAUUGGUGCGAGUUGGAGACGACAAAAUAUUCAUAA
This is a messenger RNA of Penicillium cinerascens, 984 nucleotides long. RefSeq names its product short-chain dehydrogenase. The record is from RefSeq and is a predicted model, not a curated record. NCBI's taxonomy places the organism in Eukaryota, Fungi, Ascomycota, Eurotiomycetes, Eurotiales, Aspergillaceae. The transcript has a single exon. The coding region runs from base 1 to 984 and encodes 327 amino acids.